Molecule: messenger RNA, 1389 nt
Organism: Strongylocentrotus purpuratus (purple sea urchin)
Lineage: Eukaryota; Metazoa; Echinodermata; Echinoidea; Camarodonta; Strongylocentrotidae
Source: the annotation of a RefSeq genome assembly
AUGAUUACCCUCAUACUGUUUACUGUAGGUAUGGCCACAACCACUCUUUUGAUUCCCAGGAACAAGCUAUGAGCAGGAGCAAUUUUUCAGAGUGCACUAUUGUCUUUGUUAUCUUUAAUUGUUCUAAAUAACCACUGAACCGCCUCAUGACACAAACUCUCUUCUAUCUUAGCCUCCGACACUAUCUCCGCACCUCUUAUUAUACUUAGGUGCUGGCUGGCUCCAAUAGCCCUAAUAGCAAGAAAGGGACAACUGAAAAAAAGAAGAGACCUUGGCAGCCGUGUUUUUAUAAUUAUGAUUAUUGUAAUCACAGGGGCCCUUAUAAUUACCUUCUCAUCCCUAGAGCUAAUCCUGUUCUACAUCGUGGUCGAAACUACCCUAAUACCCACCCUGAUCCUUAUAACACGGUGGGGGGCACAAAUGGAACGGUGCCAAGCAGGACUAUACUUUAUGUUUUACACGCUGUUUGGCUCUCUUCCACUACUUAUUGCCAUAAUAGCCAUAUACAUAUCAAGAUCCUCCCUAUCAAUACCAAAAGUAAAACUACUGUGAGCAAACGACGGAUCAAUUGAGUCAUUAACAAUGUGAUGAGCCCUAUCAAUAAAUUGCUUUUUUAAUAAAUUGCCUGUGUACGGGUUCCACCUGUGGCUUCCAAAGGCACAUGUUGAAGCUCCAGUUGCAGGAUCAAUGAUUCUAGCGGCAAUUCUACUAAAGAUUGGGGGCUAUGGGCUAAUGCGACUAAUAGCCUUAUUUUCAACCAUAUCUAUGAAAGCCCUCUCCCUAGCCCUCAUAGUGUUCUGCACUUGGGGAGCCCUAAUCACUAGUGUUAUAUGUGUCCGGCAAACAGACCUCAAGGCUCUAAUAGCCUACUCUUCAGUUGGGCACAUGAGAAUAGUUGCAGCUGCCAUAUUCUCAGAAACAAGUUGAGGGAUGAAAGGAGCCCUAAUGCUAAUGGUAGCCCACGGAUUGGUAUCGUCUGCCCUAUUUUCUCUUGCCAAAACCGUUUACGAGCGAAGAGGAACCCGAACACUUGCCAUAACACGAGGCCUCAAGCUUCUUCUUCCUCUAAGAACACUCUGGUGACUCUUAAUGUGUGCUGCCAAAUUGGGAUUACCUCCCUCCCCCAACCUAAUAGGAGAAAUACUUAUAUUAUCUUCACUUAUUUCAUGGUCCGUAUGACUCUUUCCCAUUGUAGGCUUCGCACAAGUGUUUGGAGCCAUCUACUCCCUAAUGAUAUUUCAGCUCUCGCAACAAGGAACACCUUUUACAAGAAUUAUAAAAGUUUUUUCCUCCUUUUCACGGGAGCAUUUAUUCGCCGCACUUCAUAUUUUACCCUUAAUACUUAUAAUGAUAAAUCCUUUUUCAGCAUUAAUUGCCUGAUUAAAGUAG